Molecule: messenger RNA, 2166 nt
Organism: Pestalotiopsis fici W106-1
Lineage: Eukaryota; Fungi; Ascomycota; Sordariomycetes; Amphisphaeriales; Sporocadaceae
Exons: 5
Coding region: 1-2166 (721 amino acids)
Cellular component (GO): mRNA cleavage and polyadenylation specificity factor complex
Source: RefSeq, a predicted model, not a curated record
AUGGCCACAGACAGCAGGCUAUCGGUCCCUGACCAGAUUCGCCAGCUCGCUGAUGCUCGUAAGCUCGUCCUCGGCGAUGUUAGUUACUAUGGCCAGGUCAUCCAAGCAACACUUCCAAUUUUUGGCCCUACGGCGCAUGUUGAACUUCGUCGAUGGGGCGCCGAAUUUUUGGCCGAAGCCUUCGCAACGCCCGCAGUACCGCUCAGCCAGAAGGAGACGCUCUCGCUCCUAAUACUCGACACACUCAAGGCUUUGGUUGAGGAUCCGAACCAAGAUGUCUUGGUGUUGCGCAGUGUCAUUCAGACAGCAGCUAGUGUAUAUCCUCUUGCGAUGAGGUGGAUAAUCUCCAAUGCCUACGAUACCAACACGUGGAAGACCAUCACUGCGAUCAAGGCAAGGGUGCUGGGACUGUGGGAGUCAGCUCCCUUGACGUUGCGCAUAUGCUGCAUCAAGUUCGCACAAAGAGUUAUUCUAGCCCAAACACCAAGCAUCAACCCCGAACCCAGACGAGGCGAUCCGCUCGACAUUUCUUUGAACAUGGUCCCACGCGACCAUUCGGUACUCAACGUCAACGCCAUGGAAGCCGAGGCCACUGGGCUUCUCGACCGAAUGCUCAGCGUCUUGCAAGAGAGCAGCGAUGUUCUCACGGUGGAUGCAACCUUGAAUACGUUGUCCAUACUCAUUCGAAUGAGACCCAUGACAUCCAAUAAGAUAUUGAACGCUAUAAUGAGCUUCAAUCCCCUGAAGCUCGCGACUACACCCAUGACACCCAAGACGAAAGUAAUCAUUAGGUCUCUAGAAAAGACGACACGGAUGCUGUGCAUGCAUUUGUCCAGACGGGAUACCAAAGGCGUCUUGGCCCAGCGAAUGCAGCCAUAUCUAGAUCGCCUAUCUCAGGCAAGAGCCGAGCUACUUGAUGGUGCCAGCCGCAAGCGAGCUCUGACAGAGAUGGAUGGAACGGAAGCAAAGCGUCAACGCACGUCGCCCGCGCUUCCCGAUCUCGAGAUUACACCCUUGUCACCGGGAUCCCACUCAUUGGCCGAUGUAUUUACUUUCACCAAGAACGAGGGACUCAGAAAUUUCGAUGUCGCUCUCGUCCCGGCACCAGUAGCCGCCAAGGUCAGCAUCAACACUUUGGCUCGGAUAGACCCCAACCUUCUGGAGAGGGCUAUCAACGGUGUACGAGAUAGGCUGGUAGAGCUACAUAAGGCCGCCGAGAAGCCACUUAAUCCGGAAACCACGGCACUAGACGUCGAAGAUGACGAUGAUUACGAGCCGGAUUAUUACGCGGCCGAGGAUACCGAACAGAUUCUCAACAAACUCGACUCGGAGCCAUCAGUGCAGCGUGGCGAAUUGCAGAAGCCAGUUGUACUAGGAACUUUGGCACUGCCGACAUUCAAGCUGCCACCACCACCACCAUUGGAGCCGGAGCAAGCUGUCAAGGUUGGUCAGGGCACAGUGACUCGGGUCUUUGGCGUCAUGAGCACUCUUGACGACCCCUCAACAAAGAAGACAAAAUCUGGCAUAAACAGAUUGGCUGCCAGCUCGUUCGAUCGCGAGUCUUGGAUCACUAUCAUCACCCGACUAGCCACGCGCGCCUCAGCAGGCCUAGACGAUAUACAUGUCAAGGACGAAGAGAAGUCUCUCGCAACGAGCGGCAUCAGCUUGAGCAAUUCGAUACGCGAAUCACUUUAUGUCUAUGUGCUUGAAGAUUUCCGAAAGCGUAUAGACAUUGCAGUUUCCUGGUUGAGCGAGGAGUGGUAUAAUGAUCAGAUUCAACAAAAAGCAGCAUCGGAAGAUGGGCGGGAUGUACCUGCCCACUACGAUAAGUGGGCAUUGCGUCUAAUUGAGGGAUUCAUUCCCUAUCUUCAUGCCCAGGAUAAGGUGCUCACACGGUUUUUGAGCGAAAUCCCUGGCUUAAACAGGGAUAUUCUUGGCCGUGUCAAGACUUUAUGUCGGGAUCCUAGUACGGUCAACCUCGCAUUGACCAGUCUUCUUUACAUGGUCAUGAUGCGCCCGCCGGUCAGAGAAAUAGCAUUAGAUGCUGUCCAAGACAUUUGGUUGGAAUAUGACGAGGCCCGAGCCAUGGCCGGAAAGUACCUUACGAAAUGGCGUCCUGGGUUUAUAGAACAACAAAAGCAGCUCCAGGCUGCCAAUGGCGCAUAG